AGGGUGCAUUGGCCCAUCAUGUUUCAUCCAUCUAUACAGGGUAAUUCCCAAGUGUAAGGUUCCUUGUUUGGUUUUGGUACAUUUUCUGUAGGAUAAUCUGAUCCUCCACAUAAGAAUACAUACGCAUCAGGAACACAAAUCAUGCCAUUCUUGGUAUAGUUGUGUGGGAAGGGAAUGUUUUGAUUAACCUGUUCAAGCCAGGGUUCUGUUAGAGAGUUGUUACAAAUGAAUAACCAUCCAUUUAUAGAUAAACAUUUUUUUUUUUCCUUUACAUAAGGGGAUAGAUCUAAGGGUACCAAGUGAAGUAUUUCUUAGGCAGUGAGGAAACGGAGAAUAAUCUAGGGACCUGUCUGUGUUUGAAAUCUGAAUAGGUAAGUUGAUAAAUAAGGUGACCUCUUCGGGUGCAAGUUGUAGAGCACUGCAACACUCAGUCAUUUAUUUAGGGUUGAGUUAAAUUAAAGAACGGUAUCUGAAGUUGCAUUAACAAUCCAGAAGGAUACCAAUAUCUGACACAUGUGGCUUGCUUAAAGAUGAUCUCAAGUUUGGUGGUAGUGGGAGGUAUAGAAUUAUACUUUAGUAUGGGAGAAGCUAAUGGAUCCAAGAAUUCAUGUGGAGCCAUUGGAGUGGGAUAACAGAGCCAACAUUCAGUCAUGUUACCGGCACAAGCUACUGAUUGUGCUAACUUCAUGAAAGCAUUUUCCUUCCAUGUGUCAAAAAUUUUUGAAAGCAGAAAAAUAAUACUUAAGAAGAACUCCAUAAUGUCAAAAUGACAAUUAGGAUAAUAUAGCAAGGAAUAAUGCCAAAAUGAUAAAGCAAGGUGAUUAUAGAAAGGUUAUGAGUAUGAAGCAAAUUGCAAAAAUGUCAAUAGUUUGCAUGGAAACCAGCAAUGGUAAAACUUGUUUAAGGAAACUUCAGCUCGAUUAGGAGCCAAGUUUUCUACAGGCCUGAUCCAGAGGUCUUGGAAAGAGCUGUCCACUUCAGAUGUCAUCUGUUUCUGAUCUCGAGGUCAUCAGAAUUGGUGGUGGAGUCCUUCCAUGGGUUGGACAGUCCAGGCAGAGUUCUUUCAGCUGAGAGAGGUGAGUCCAGGUCUUGAUCCCCCGUAAUUUGGCCGCAGAAGUGUUUGUAAGAAGUAUCAAGUAUAGCACUUUCCAUCUAGGUUUGAGAGAGUCUUUCAAUUGGUGUUUUUUCUGCGAAACAUAAUAUCCAGGUUGAAUAUUGUCUACUCAAGACAUUUCUUCCUUUUGAUUCUUAAAAGCUUCUUUAACUUGUGUAAUGUGUUCAUUAGAAUAUUGAAUCAAAGAUUUACAAUAUUGAAACAGGUCAGAUUGAAUUAAAUUUGAUUCAGGGCAAUUUGCCCAAUAUGGAAGAGCUAUUGGUUGUCCAGUAAUAAUUUCAUGAGGGGUCAUUUUGUGAAGUCCAAAUGAAGUAGUCCUCAAAUUUAAAACCACCAGAGGCAACUUUAUUCCAAGGCAAUUGUAGAGGUUUAGAAAGCUUGGCUAGUUGAGUUUUAUUACAUCAUUAGUUCUUUCAACUAAACCAGAGGAUUAAGGACGGUGAGAACACCGAAGUCUCUGAAAAGUAGGGAAAAUUUUGCACAUCUCCUGUCUUAGUUAUCUAGCACUGCUAGAACAGAAAUACCACGAGUGGAUGGCUUUAACAAAGAUAAAUUUAUUUCUUCACAGUAAAGUAGGCUAAACGUCCACAUUCAGGGUGUCAGCUCAAGGGGAAGGCUGUGUCUUGCUUUCGGACUUCUCAUCUUCCCCUGGCCUAGGAGCUUCUCUGCAUAGGAACCCUGGGUCCAAAGAAUGCACUCUGCUCCUGGCACUGCUUCCUUUGUGGCACCAGAUCCCCCUGUCUCUCUGCUUGAUUCUUUCUUUUAUAUCUCAGGAGAUUGCCUCAAGACACUAUCCAAUCUUGGAGAUUGAGUCCUGCCUCACUAACACAACUGCCACCCAUCCUCCCUCAUUAACAUCAUAGAGUCAGGAUUUGCGACAUAUAGGAAAAUCACACAAUACCAGGAAUUAUGGCCCAGCCAAAUUGAGACACACAUUUCUGGGGGGGACAUACUUCAAUUCAUGAGAACUCUUUAGUUAUUUGUCCAGUAAAAUGGAUGUCUCUAUCACUACAAUGGACUCUUGGGCUCCCCAGUUAGGAAUAAUAUCCUUGAGAAGUUUCUUAACUACAAAAGCAGCAGUAGCUUGAUGACUGGGGAAAGCUUCCACCCAGUGAGAGAAUUUGCAAAUCAUUACUAAUACAAACUUGUAACCAUUCAAGGGUGGAAGCUGGAUGAAAUAAAUCUGCCAUUCAAGAAUAGGUUCUGAAGGCAGAGGAAAUCUCCCAGGUGGUGCUGUAUAAAGUUUACUGGAAUUAAAUUGAGAACAAAUAAGAAACUGGGAAGCCACUUGUUCAGUAACCUUAUAAAACUGCUCCCACCAAUAUUUCUUUAAGAUUUCUAGCAUCUUAUUGCUUCCCAAAUGAACGUUCAUAUGCAAUGCAUCCAGUACAGCGGCUUGCCGGGAUUUGGGACGUACUAAGUUCUCGUUGGGUUUCACCCAUAUCCCGGAGGUGGAGCACCAGAAACAAUCAUGUGGGGCUGAUUUUUGAUGUUCAGAUAAAUCCUUUAAAGUCACUCUUCCAAAUCUAGAGGGGUUUUCUAUAAGCAUAUUAAAAGGUUGUUCGUCAUCCAAAGCAGUGCCCUGAGGUGAGGGACCAUACAGAACUGUUAAAAGUUUUUGCAAAGCAUUAACAGGAUGGAAACAAAGGGGGAGUGUGAUCUUCAAAACUGAGAAAAAACGUGUUCUACCAUGGCAGAACAAUAUCCCCAUCAAUGGGAUUCUAAAGCCCUGAUUAGUUCAUCUGCCAUUAUUCCUGUCUUAUAUUUUUUUUUAUCAUGGCAGCAAUUUUGAACCAUAGGGACAUGCAAGGAUUCCAGAAAAUGGGUUUUUUAUUAGGCCUGAUCCACAGUCUAGUGGUUGAAUCCUGAUGACAGGUGGCCUGCUCCCAUUCUUUAAUUUAAUUUGUGAGUUUAAUUGUUGGUGUUUAUAAAGUGACUUUGAAAUUUCUUUUGGGUCAGAUUUUUAUGGGCAAUAGUUUACAGGUGCCAUGAUUGUUUUCUUUUUAUUAACUAUCCCUCCUUUUCCUCAUGCUCGUGAGUGGAAUCAUCAGAAUCAUGAGGGAGGGUGAUGUUCUUAAACAGUGUUUGGGAAGCUGUUCUAUCAGCCAUGCUGUUUCCUUUAAUUUCCUGUUUGUGGAACCCCUUUUGGCUGAUGCUCUUGAAUUUUAAUUACAGUGAUCUCAGAGAGGAGCAAAAGGGCUUCCAGGCAGUCUGCUUCUAAAGGACCAUUUUAAGUUGAAUACCAGAAGAUGUUAACAACCCUCUUUGUUUCCAUAACAUGCUAAAAUCAUGAGUAAUUCCAAGAACAUAUCUAGAUUCUAUGUACAUUGAUCAUUCAGAAAGCAGUUUGUAAAACCUCUUGCAACAGGCUGACUGGUUCAGCCUGUUGAUCUGAAGUGAUUUCAGGAAGGGUACCAUCUUAGACGAUCCCGGAGGAAGUUGUCAUGGUAUAUCCUCCCUGGUAAUGAGAGCUGAUAUGUUCAGGCUUUAAAUAUGACCCAUCAACCAAUAGAACUAAAUCAGUACUAAUGGUGAGGUUUCUUGUAAAUCUUGCCUAGAAGACAAAAGCUGUUCAGUAAGGUUCAUUGAAUGUAAUGGUGUGAGUUGUCAUCAUCAUUAGGUAGACGUACAGGCAACAACAUAGCCAGAUCUAGAGAGUAUGUAACCAAAUAUUACAAGCUUCUAGAAGGAGCACAUCAUAAGAAGUCAGCCUACUACCUGAGAGAUGUUGAGUUAAUGUCGAAUUUCGGAUGGCUGACACCACAUGAGGGACAUAAGUGUCGAGACAAUUUCCUAGAACUAUAUCUGCUAUAGUCUCAAGUAGUCUAGCAGUUGCAGCAACUGCUCUGAAGCAAGUUGGGUAGCCCAUAGAAACAGGGUCUAAUUCAAUGCCCUAAUAACAGUAGGCCUCUGUGGUCCUCUGUGUUUUUCACUGAGGACUUCUAAAGCAUUCCCAGAAGUUUCUGGACAAAAAGUAGAAAGUAUAAAUUAUAAUCAGGAAGCCUUAGAGCAGGGGUGCUUGUUAAAGCCUUGGUGGCGUAGUGGUUAAGAGUUUGGCUGUUAACCAAAAUGUCUGCAGUUUGUAUCCACCAGCUGCUCUGGUAGAGUCUAUGGGGCAGUUCUACUGUGUCCUAAAAUGUAACUAUGAGUGGGAAUUGAUUUGACAACUGGUUUGUUUUGGUUUGGUUUUAUUUCGGUGUUGGCUUUUUGGCCAUCUUCAGAACAUUGAGUCAGGUUCAGAACCUUUGAAAAUUUGGUACAUGGAUUGAGCUAACAAAGAAAACUUAGGUAUCCUAGCUUUGCAAUAACUGCAGAAUCCUAAAAAUCCCCUCAAUUGCUUUUCUUGUAGUGGAGACGUGAUAAGAUACGAUAGCUUCUUUUCUUUUGGGGUCCAUAGUGAUUUCUUUUGCUGAAAGGACAUGUCCCAAGUAUUUAAACAAAAGUUGAGCUAAUUUCAAUUUUUUCUUUGGAGGCCAUUGUAACAACAGAAUAGUAGCUGUGAGACAUGCCUGUUGAGAACUGGAACAGACCGUAAGUCAUCCACAUAUUGUAAUAAUGUGGAACCUUGAGUAAAUUGUAAAGGCUGUAUAUCAACAUGUAAAAUCUGAGACAAGUCGGUGGGAGACUUGGUGAACCCUGGGGCAUUACAGUCCACGUGAAUAAUUGGUCCUCUCAAGUGAAAGCAAAUAAGUAUUAGCUGUCUGCAUGAAUGGCAACCCUGGUGGCAUAGUGGUUAAAUGCUAUGGCUGCUAACCAAAGGGUUGGCAGUUCAAAUCUGCCAGGUGCUCCUUGGAAACUCUGUGAGGGCAGUUCUUCUCUGUUGUAUAGUGUCACUAUGAGUCGGAAUUGACUCAAUGGCACUGGGGUUUUUGCUUUUUUGGUCUGCAUGAACUAGGAUGCUGGAAAAAAAAAACAUUUCAAAGGUUGACCACUGUGAAGUGUGUUGCUUCAGGGUGUACAAUACAAAGAAGUAAGUGCAGACUGGGGACUAUGCAGAAUCUGGGAAUUAUUAUACAGUUAAUGGCACGUAGGUCCUGUACAAGCCUCCAGUCCUGUCCUGAUUAUUAGGUGUCUUAACAGGGAAAACUGAAGUAUUGCAGAGACUAGUGGGAGAAAUUAUUAAAUUAGAAAGCUUUAGUUAGAAAGUCUUGAAUUAUUGGGUUAAACCCUUCUCUAGCUUUUCUUUUUAAAGGGUACUGUGAAAUUUUCAGGUAAAGGUAUAGAGGUGUCUAUUUGAAUGUUAAUUUUUUCAACUGAUAGGACCUGACAACAUCAGUAGACAUGGUGGCCCAUAUGCUUUUAGGUACAGAAGACAGGAAAUCUGCAGAACUGAGUAAAAUAAGGGAGUGACUCUCUUGUGUUUGCAAGCUAAGUGCUUUGAGAUAACAGCAGCCCUCUUCAUUUGUAGUAUUUUCUAUUCCACAAGAGCCAACUGAUUGGUUGGUUUCAGGCAAGUCUAAUAGCGAUCCUCCUGUUUAUGAAACUUUUAUUUGACAUUUCCUUUUGGAUGAAAGAUCUCUUCCUAAAAGGUUUCUUGGGUAUCUAAACUAAGUAAAAAAUGGAUGCAUGUCUUCAACAGGGCCUCAGGAGAUCAAAAUAAGUUGAGAUCGGGAAAAAUUUUGUUCUCAAUUAGUAACCCCCACUAUCUUUGAUGUUUUGUUACUCCAGGGCAGCGCCUACAUCAAUGCCAAGGUCCCUGACCUGCUAGGUUUCCUUGAGUCCUUAUGAAACUCCAUUUUAGGGGGACACACUCACACAGGGGGGCCUGGCCUGAAGAACCUGGCGUCUGUAGUGCCUUUUCUUUCUCCUCUCCACACCUGGCUGGUGCUGCCCUCCCUCCACAUCCUGUUCUCAAAGUCCUACCUCGCUCCUGCCAGCUUCAGGGACCUGCACCGUGCUUCCUUUGGACUGUCCUCAGGUCUUGCUGAAAGGAGCCCUGAUGGCACAGUGGUUAAGUGCUCAGCUGCUAGCCAAAAGUUUGGCAGUUACAAACUACCAGCCGCUCCGCUGAGGAAAGAUGUGGCAGUCUGCUUCUGAAAAGAUUAUAGCCUUGGAAACCAUAUGGGGCUGUAUUACUCUGUCCUCUUGGGCACUGGAGCCCUGGUGGUACAGUUGUUAAGAGCUCAACUACUAACCAAAAGGUUGGCAGUUUGAAUCUAAGAACCACUCUUUGGAUACCGUAUGGGGCAGUUCUACUCUGUCCUAUGGGGUCACUGUGAGUCGGAAUACGCUCUAAGGCAACGGUUUUGGGAGUCUUUCUGCUGUCUAGACCCGGACCAGGGUGUUGCCACCUGCUGGUCCUGAUCACUGUGAGCAGGACACCUUGCAGGCACCCCUCCCCAGGAGGCAGCAUUGGAGGCCCGCGGCCAGCUGGCACUGAGCAGCCUCCAUACCCUGCCUAUGCCCUUCACAAUGUAUUUGCAUCCUGGCUGGAUUCCCGACAUGAGCACUGUGCAGGGGUGGCUUCUUCUCCUUUCUGUCCAGGCAGCAUACAUUCUGCUCCAAGGGGCCAAUUUAGAACCAGCCCUUGCAAAGCAGCCCAGCUGUGUUGUUGUGUAGCUGUGCAGCUAUGGGUGACUAGCUCUGGGAAAGUCUGUUCCAGAAUUGUAGGAACCACCUUUCACUUAGUCUGCUUUCCUCAGUCAUCACCUUCUUGGGCCACCUUCAGGCAUGAAAUGAGCAGGUAGAAAACAGGUCACCCACCCUCCCUGUCUUUCACCCUGUGACUUUCCCACCAUUUGUGAUUUCUACACUGUCUCCCAUAUUAUUUUCUUACUUCCUCUUCUGUUCCUGUUACUGCUUCUCUCUCUCUCCUUCAUUCUCCUCUCUCCCCCACUCCAUCUCUUUCUCCUUCAUCUCUCCCUCUCCCUCUCCAUCUCCACCUCCCACUCUCCCUUCUUCCUCCCCACUCAUCGCUUUCCCAGGGCAGGGUUGGCUCAUUGAGCCUGUUUUCAGGAACUACUUUUUGGCUACCAAAGGACCUUUCAGUUCAUACCCCACAUGUGCAGAGUAGAACUGCUCCAUAGAGUUUUCCAGACUGUAGCCUUUGAGAAGCACAUCACCAGAACUGUCAUCCGAGGCACUUCUGGGAGGGUUGAAACUGCCAGUCUUCUGGCUAGUAGUUGAAAACUUAAAUGUUUGCACCCCCUGGGGAGUGCUUCGGUAAAGUUUAAAGGCAAGAAAACCCUACGGAGCUCAGUUCUACUCUGUGACAUAUGGGGUCUCCAUGAGUUGAAUUUGACUUGACAGAAGUUAACAACAACAGAGGGUAGACCUGUGAGGAUUAGAUUUGCUGCAGGAAAGAGAAGUCCUACCAGCAACAAUGGCUUAUACAAGUGUGGGCGGGAAGUUCUAUCUGACGCAUUCCAUCCACUCCGCAUCUCUCAACGCACCUUUCAAUCUUGCCAUCAUUGUGAUCCCCAGAACUUGAGGUGGACAACUCCAUUUUGUAGCGUAGAAUCGUUGAGGUAACUCUUCCUUUUUGCUCUGAGAAAAGUUGGUAAGAAAGUUGAUACACACUGAUAGCUGUUAACUUGUAGACAUGACUGAUGAGGUGGAAUCUGGGGAGCUCGGGAUGUAGUGCAGCAGCAGGCCACCAGAGGCCUUCCCAACUUGUCCUCAAACUGCCACCCUGACUCUUUGAGAGGGAGAGGUAGAUAAAAUCAAAAAUGAAACCCAGUGCCGUCAAGUCGAUUCCAACUCGUAGCUACCCUAUAGGACAGAGUAGAAUUGCCCCAUAGAGUUUCCAAGGAGCCCUGGCGGAUUCGAACUGCCUACCCUUUGGUCAGCAGCAGUAGCACUUAACCAGUACACCACCAGGGUUUCCAGGAGAGCCAGAUAAGUGGGGACAAAGAGAGAAAUAAACCCAGAAGCUCAGGCACAAGCUGGUAAGGAACCUCAUUUGCCCAAUUUAGCUGUGUGCUUAGAGACAGUUAAAUAUUAGUUUGGUUUCUUUCAUAUCAAAGGGCAAAAUUCAGAGCAAGGGGGAGGUAGGCCGGGUUUGGGAAGAAUACUUGUUAGUUUAGGGAAAUAGCCAGGAAGCCUGUGGUUUAGGCAGUGUGAACGAUUCAUCAUCAUCAUUAUUUCACUUUCACUCCCUCCAGCAUGGCCUUCCUUCUGCAAGCAUUUCAGAGGGCUUCUGCUGGGGUUUUCUUGUUAGCACUUUGGGGUGUGACUGGAGGUGAGAAGUUGCUGGUUGUUCCUCAGGAUGGAAGCCACUGGCUUAGUAUGAAGGAGAUAGUUGAGCUUCUCAGCGAGAGGGGACACGACAUUGUGGUGUUGGUGCCAGAAGUGAAUUUGCUUCUGAGGGAAUCCAAAUACUACACGAGAAAACUCUAUCCAGUGCCGUACCCCCAGGAAGAGAUGAAGGUGUUUCCACCUUUUGGAAACAGCCAUUUUGCUGAGAGAUCUUACCUGAGCACCCCUCAAACAGAGUAUAGGAAUGUCAUGAUUGUUAUCAACAUGUACUUUACCAACUGCGAGAGCCUCCUGAAGAACUCGGAGACCCUGCAAUUCCUCAAAGGGAGUAAGUUCGAUGCCCUUUUCACAGACCCAGCGUUGCCCUGUGGUGUGAUCUUGGCUGAGUACCUGGGUCUGCCCUCUGUGUACCUCUUCCGGGGCUUCCCAUGUGCCCUGGAGUACAAGUUCAAUGGAAGCCCAAGCCCCGUGUCCUACAUUCCCAGGUACUAUACUCAGUUCUCAGACCAGAUGACUUUCUGCCAACGGGUGGCCAACUUCCUCGCUAUGUUGGAGACCCCACUACUUUACCUUCUGUUUUCGAAGUACCAGGAUCUUGCCUCAGAUCUCCUCAGGAGAGAUGUGGACUUAGUCAGUUUACAUCAGAAGGGCUCCAUUUGGCUGUUAAGGUAUGACUUCGUGUUUGAGUUCCCCAGGCCAGUCAUGCCCAACAUGGUCUUCAUUGGAGGGACCAACUGCAAGAAGGUGGAACGUCUAGCUCAGGAAUUUGAAGCCUACGUGAAUGCCUCAGGAGAGCACGGAAUUGUGGUUUUCUCUUUGGGAUCAAUGGUCUCAGAGAUUCCAGAGAAGAAGGCAAUGGAAAUUGCUGAUGCUUUGGGAAAAAUACCUCAGACGGUCCUGUGGCGGUACACCGGAAGUCCACCGUCUAAUCUUGCGAAGAAUACAAUUCUUGUCAAGUGGCUGCCCCAAAACGAUCUGCUUGGUCACCCGAAUGCUCGUGCCUUUAUCACGCACGCUGGCUCUCAUGGUAUUUAUGAAGGAAUAUGCAAUGGCGUGCCGAUGGUGAUGAUGCCCUUGUUUGGUGACCAGAUGGACAAUGCUAAGCGCAUGGAGUCCCGAGGAGCAGGAAUCACCCUAAACGUCCUUGAAAUGACUUCUGACGAUUUAGCACAUGCCCUGAAGACAGUCAUCAAUGACAAAAGCUAUAAGGAGAAUAUCAUGCGCCUCUCCAGCCUUCACAAGGACCGCCCCAUGGAGCCACUGGACCUGGCUGUGUUCUGGGUGGAGUUUGUGAUGAGGCACAAAGGGGCACCACACCUGCGCCCUGCAGCCCAUGACCUCACCUGGUACCAGUACCAUUCCUUGGAUGUCAUCGGCUUCCUUCUGGCUGUCGUGCUGGCAUCCACCUUCAUUGUCUUUAAAUGUUGUGUCUUUGGCUUCAGAAAAUGCUUCGGGAAAAAGGGACGCAUUAAGAAACCCCACAAAUCCAAGGCACAUUGAGAAGCGAAUGGGAGACAAGGCGACAUUUUGAUCUGUUGCCUGGUCAAUUCCAAAUGUGUAAACAGUCAGUGUUAAAUUCAUUUUAAUCUUAUUAAAGAAGUACUCUAUUAUAAACUGGACAUCUCAGAGUGUUUUUUUUUUUUUCAAAUGAAAACAAUCUAAUCUCUAGUCACUCCUUUAGCUAAAGAUAUUUUAUUAUGUAUAUCACAGCCCAACCUCCAGCCUCUUUACAUAAUCUAGACCUCAUUGAUAAUCUUUCAAAUGAUCUGCUGAAAAUGUUGGGCAUGUCCCUCCUUUAUUUGUAGUACCAUGUUCUUACUAACCAAUGUGGCCCUGAUUGCUGUUUGGGAGCAUGGGUUUUAGAGGUGGUCCCUGGACUGCCACCAUGUCCAGUGACAUCAUUGUCUGGCUUCUAUAAACCCUUGUGAUAGAUCUUUUCACCAGUAUUAAAACCAAACCAAACCAAACCCAUGGCCAUCAAGUCAAUUCUGACUCAUAGAGACCUUGUAGGACAGAGUAGAACUGCCCCACAGGGUUUCCAAGGCUAUAAUCUUCACAGAAGCAAACUGUCACAUCUUCUUCCUGAGGAACGGCUAGUGGGUUUGAACCGCCGACCUUUUGGUUAUCAGCCGAGCACUUUAGCAACUGCACCACCAGGGCUCCUUUCACAAGUAAUACCUGUUGCUGUUGAGUCGAUUCUGACUCAUAUCUACCCUGUAGGAUAGAGUAGAGCUGCCCCAUAGAGUUUCCAAGGAGCAGCUGGUGGGUUUCAACUGCCAACCUUUUUGGUUAGCAGCUGAACUCUUAACCACUGUGCAACCAUGACUCCAUUUCAAUAAUGGUCAAUCCUAAUUCAUGCUCAUGCUACCCAGGUGGCAUGUUGUGUGUUUACAGAAGGAAAUGUUUAGUCCUUGAAAGUGUAGUUCCUUGUAUGUGAAAUGAAUGAAUGACAUAGAGUCCUUCAAGAACAGUGUAUGAUUUCUGACUUUGGGAAAAAGGAAUGAUGCAAUAAAAUUGAAGAAAUGUGUAUUUGAGAGGAUAAUUAUUGCCUAUGCGAAAUGGAUCUGAACUUGAUAGUGUCUGUCAAGUAUAUUUCCUAUGAUGUUUCCCUCAACUAAAAAUAUAUUAAUAAUAUAAAUUAUGUUUCUUAGGUGUUCUUCUCUUCAUUGAUAUUGCAUGUAUUUAUUGUUAAAUUACAUUUUCUAGUUAGUAAAUAAUACAUGAUUCUGACAGAAAAAAUUUUUUAAAUAAUAUUUUGUCAUGUUUUCGGUGAAAGUGUACAUAGCAAAUUAGAUUCUGAUUUAACAACUUUCUACACAAAUUGUUCAGUGACAUUGGUUAUAUUUUUCACAGUCUGUCAACAAUCUCAGUAUUUCCAUUCUGGUUGUUCCUUUUCCAGUAAUCUAGUUUCCCUGCUCCUAGCCUUCUCAUCUCUGCUUUAGAGUCAAUAUUGGACAUUUGGUUCAUGCAGAUGAUUUUCUAAAGGAGCACUCAUGGAUGAUAUUCUUUAUCUUAUGAGUCAGUCUGCUACUUAGCUAAAACAUGACCUCAGGGAAUAGUCUUGGUUCAAAGUUUUAUAAAGUACCUCAGGGUGCUAGUCUUGGGGAAUUCUCUAGCCUCAACUGGUCCGGUAAGUCUGGACUUUUUAAGAAUUUGGGUUCUGUUCCACAUUUUUUUCCAUUCUAUUAGGAUCCAUCUAUUUGAAAAAUACAGAUGUGCACGCACACACAUAUGUGUGCACAUGCACACACACACACACCCCUACCUGAGAAAAUAAAAAUGGCUCAUAAUCACAUUGCCCAAAAACAACACUAUUUUGGUGCACACACUCACAAACACACAUAUAAAAUUAUACACCAAAUAGCGUUUUCUAACCUGCUUUCUUCACAUUUUUCUUCACCUUACUCUAUCAUGAGCGUCCUUUCAAUGUUCUUGCAUAGUGUUUAAUUUACUGAUAGUGGCCAGUGAAGAUUCUAUUGCAUGGAUGGAUAUUCCAGAAUUUAUCUAACCAUCACUUCUGGGUGAUUUCACUUUGUUUCUUUUAUAAGGGAGGCCUCACUGAAUAUCCGAUGGCUGUCUUUGCGCUGAAUCAUGAUUAUUUCUAUGGGAGAGUGCUUCAGAAAUGAAAUUGCCAGCUACCUCAUUUUGGGUUCCCAUAAGCAGACUCCAACACUGGGGCUGAAGGACAAGGAGUUUAUUGGGAGGAGGAGGACGCACUGGUGUGGAAGAGGGGAAACGGGAAGGGAAGGGUACGUUGUCAAGAAGCUAUCAUGUGAGCAACUAGAGCUUCAGCCUGUUAGGAAGCUCUGGGAGCCAGUGUAGACAAUACAAGCCAAGGAUGUUGGAUGUUGGCUUACUCAUUCUUGUCACUUAGACUGAGGCCUGAUCCCAGGAAGUCGUAAUUUUUGUGCACUUCCAGACUGCCUCAAGGGCAGGCAACAAACUCAAAACCAAACCUGUUACCGUCGAGUUGAUUCUGACUCAUAGUUAUUUUAUAGGACAGAGUAGAACUGUCCCAUAGCGCUUCUCCUGCGAAGUGGCUGGCGAGUUUGAAUCGCUGACCUUUCGGUUAGCAGCUGAGUGCUUAAUCACAGCACCAUUAGACUCUGAGGGCAGGCAAAGGGCAAAGAAAUGCAAGUGCUACUUUGAGAUUGGGCCCUUGUGCACUAAAGUCUCUGGAUGGCACAGAUGGUUUGCACUUGGCUACUAACCUAAGAGAACUUGAAGCAUUUACUGAUGAAGAUCAAAGAUCACAGUCUUCAGUAUGGAUUACACCUCAACAUAGAGAAAACAAAAGUCCUCACUACUGGACCAAUAAGCAACAACAUGAUAAAUGGAGAAAAUAUUGAAGUUGUCAAGGGUUUCAUUUUACUUGGAUCCACAAUCAACAGCCAUGGAAGCAGCAGUCAAGAAAUCAGACAACGCAAUGCAUUGAGUAAAUCUGCUGCAAAGGACCUCUUUAAAGUGUUGAAAAGCAAAGAUGUCACCUUGAAGACUAAGGUGCACCUGACCCGAGCCAUGGUGUUUUCAAUUGCCGUAUAUGCAUGUGAAAGCUGGAGGAUGAAUAAGGAAGACUGAAGGAUUGAUGUCUUUGAAUUACGGUGUUAGUGAAGAAUAUACCAUGGACUGCCAAAAGAACAAACAAAUCUGUGUUGGAAGAAAUGCAACCAGAAUGCUCCUUACAAGCAAGGAUGGCGAGACUACGUCUCACAUACUUUGGACAUGUUAUCAGGAGGGAUCAGUUUCUGGAGAAGGACAUCAUGCUUGGUAAAUUAGAAAAAAAAAAAAAAUUAGAGGGUCAGUGAAAAAGAGAGAUCCUCAAUGAGAUGGAUUGACACAGUGGCUGCAACAUUGGGCUUAAGCAGAGCAACUGUGAGGAUGGUGCAGGACUGGGCAGUAUUUUGUUCUGUUGUACAUAGGGCCACUAUGAGUUGGAACCAACUUGACAGCACCUAACAACUGCUAACCUAAAGGUUGGUGGUUUGAACCCACCCAGGAGCACUGAAGAAGAAAGUCCUGGCAAUCUGCUUCCAUAAAGAUUACAGCCAAGAAAAUCCCAUGGAGCUCAAUUCUAUUCUGUAACAUGGGGAUGAGUUGGAAUUGACUCCAUGGUAACAGAUUUGGUUUUUUUGCGUCGAAGAGGUAAGAGUAGGGGAUUUGGGUGGAGCACUGAGGGCAUCGCUACCCAGAACAAUUCUCUGAGAUACACCUUCUCCUCACUAUUGACUGUCUCAUUAUCUGACAUUACGAAUUUAUGACAAUAGUAAAAAACUACUAUCUGGCUAUUUUGCACAUUAAAGACAUAAGUCUGGCAGUAACGAAAGCCGAGGUGUGAGGAGAGAGUAAGGUUGGCUUUGAUAGUUAAGUUUAUGUGUCAGCUUCACUGCCCAUGAUUCUCAGUGGUUUGGCAGUUAUAUAAUGAUGUUAAUUUGGCAGUUAUUUAAUAAUGUAGUCAUCCUCCACUUUGUGAUCUGAUUGAUUCUCCUCCAUUUUCUUUUAACACCGAUUUCACAUAAUGACAUGGUCUUUGGAACCUAACCAUGUUGAUAAGUGAGGAGAGGGCAUAUCUCCCAAACUGCCUCCAAAGAGCUCUGUCAGUGUGUGAGAGAGCUGCCUUCCCCAGGCCCUCUUCAUUAUAAAGAAUUUAUCUUAAACAAAAUCUAUCCGUUUGAUAGGCAAAGGGUGGGACCUUGUUUUAGAUCUUUGCUUUUAUUGCUCAUUAUCAUCAUUUUUAUUAUUAUUAUAGCUUGAACAUUUUUUUCCAUGUUUAUGAGUACUUUGUAUUCCUUUUCCAGGAUUUGUCUGUUUGUAUCCUUUGCCUGUUUUUCUGUUGAUUUGUAAGACUACUUACUACAUUAACCAGAAUAAACUUUGGUCAUGUAUUACAAAUAUUUUCUAGGUUAUUUUCUGGCCUUUAACUUUGUUUAUACUUUUUGUUGUUGUUGUUGUUGUUACAUGUAGAAGUUUUAAACUUGUAAACCUUCAAAUUGGAGCUGGAGUCUUGUGGAUAGUUAAGACUUGGGCUGGUUUCCUGACCCUAAACAGCUGCAGAACUUCUCUUCACACCAGUUCCCUCCCACCGUCUUUGUGGCUUUGCAAUGACUUUGGGCUAAGUCCACCCUCCUGAGGCCCUUCCCGGUGUCCCCAGGGAUUAUCUCCUGACCUCACUGACCAUGGUUCCCUAGUGUCCUCACCUCUCUCAGAGACCCCCAAGAUGCUGGGGCCUCCCACAAGCUUACACUCUUAUGCAUCUUUGUGUCUAUCGCACUCAGACGACUCUUGCUUACAAAGAGAAGCCACCUUGGGAUACCUUGACUU
Loxodonta africana (African savanna elephant) is the source of this 14629-nucleotide messenger RNA. RefSeq names its product UDP-glucuronosyltransferase 1-6. Gene Ontology annotation, molecular function: UDP-glycosyltransferase activity. The record is from RefSeq and is a predicted model, not a curated record. Lineage: Eukaryota; Metazoa; Chordata; Mammalia; Proboscidea; Elephantidae.